UUCCUGACGAGGCAGCACAGAACAAAGCCAGCAGGCUUCGUUUCUCUUCUUUGUCCCAGCCACGGUGGCCACAGCCUCUGCUUCCCGGCAGCAUCCUGGGGGAAGGACGCCAUGAAGUGGAAGGUGCUUGUUGUCGCGGGCCUCCUGCAGGCGCAGCUCCCGGUUACAGAGGCACAGAGCUUCGGCCUGCUUGAUCCCAAACUCUGCUACCUGCUGGAUGGGAUCCUCUUCAUCUACGGCGUCAUUGUCACUGCCUUGUUCCUGAGAGCGAAGUUCAGCCGGAGCGAGGAUGCCCCCACGCACCAGCAGGGCCCCAACCAAGUCUACAACGAGCUCAAUCUAGGACGGAGAGAGGAGUAUGACGUUUUGAAUAAGAGGGGCGGCUAUGACCCUGAGAUGGGAGGGAAACAGCAGAGGAGGAAGAACCCUCAUGACGGCGUGUACAACGCGCUGCAAAAAGACAAGAUGGCGGAGGCCUAUAGCGAGAUUGGCACGAAAGGGGAGAACCAGCGCCGGAGAGGCAAGGGGCAUGAUGGUCUUUACCAGGGGCUUAGCCCGGCCACCAAGGACACCUACGAUGCCCUCCACAUGCAGGCGUUGCCCCCUCGCUAGCACAGUACCGCGGGGGUUCCACCCCACACGGGCCAGACCUGCAGACGCCCCGAUUGUCACAGACCCAGGAAAAAGCAUUUCCAACCCAGUUCGCCCGUAUUUGUGCACCAGCAAAGUAUUCCUCUUUAGGAGUAGGAUGCUUCAAGUUGUACCAUUUGGUCCUAUCCAGUCCCAAACUGUCAGACAGGAAAUGUCCGGCCUGGGCGCUGUGAGGGAGUGUGUCCCUAGGGGUAUUGCCCAGUCCUCAAGGGGCCCGUUGUGAGUGCGGCUUGUCCUCGGUCUCGUUUGCUGGGGACGGUGGCUCUUACCUGGGAGGCGGGCACACCCCUCACAGCCCACUGUUAAGUCUGUGUUUUGUCAAGUCCCCCAACGUCAGCACCCACCUGAUCGUCUGUACUGUUCUACCGUUAUUUGAAUGGCUUGGCUUCUGCUGUAAAUUUGGCUUCUGCCAUUCACUGGCCCCUCAUUUCUCUGGAGCUUGUAAUCCUCUGGAAGGUCUGGGCAGAGGCAAGAUGGGCCGAGCCCCACAGGUGUGCAGCAGGCAGGGGUAGGGCGUGCGAGCGGGGGUGGAGCCCCGCCAGAGCCCCGGGGCAGGACCAGCCCUCCUGUCUCAGCAGCCCUCCCACAGGAAAGAGUUUGUGCGCCAGGCACGCCGGGGCCCGAAAGACGAACACGCCAGCUCCCGCCCUCACGGGGCUCACAUCCUCAUGAAGGGAGUGACAGGCAGCAAGGCCUGAGAGCAAGACAAAGCCAUCAUCGUGAACACCUGGAAGUUAGACCCCAGGACAACGGCAGGACGGAAAGGCCCAGCCGACGGAUGGGAACGCUGCUGUGUAAUCGGAGGGCUCGGGGCCUGGCUGCUCUGCUCUGCUCUGCUUGGUUUUAAUUUAUGCUGGUUUGCUAAGGCCUUACUCUUUGCAUAAUAAAC
This is a messenger RNA of Hipposideros armiger (great roundleaf bat), 1540 nucleotides long. It is a transcript of the gene CD247, whose product is annotated as CD247 molecule. The transcript is spliced from 8 exons. Gene Ontology annotation, biological process: T cell receptor signaling pathway. The record is from RefSeq and is a predicted model, not a curated record. Bases 112 to 612 code for a protein of 166 amino acids. NCBI's taxonomy places the organism in Eukaryota, Metazoa, Chordata, Mammalia, Chiroptera, Hipposideridae. Gene Ontology annotation, cellular component: alpha-beta T cell receptor complex; membrane. Gene Ontology annotation, molecular function: transmembrane signaling receptor activity.